Messenger RNA from Cadophora gregata, 1783 nucleotides. RefSeq lists its product as uncharacterized. The coding region runs from base 580 to 1746 and encodes 388 amino acids. The record is from RefSeq and is a predicted model, not a curated record. The transcript has a single exon. Lineage: Eukaryota; Fungi; Ascomycota; Leotiomycetes; Helotiales; Ploettnerulaceae.
UCGUUCGAGCUUUCACCAAUGGCUUCAAGUCUAAUUUUUGGAGAGAGGCUGAUGACUAAGGAUUUUUCAGGGGAGGUCGGCGGAAGAGUAGCCGACGCCGAUGCGACAUGUCAGUGGCUGUUCAAAGUCAUGAGAUCCUCCCAAGGCCAUAGCCGUCUGCAGCCCAGCAGGGAACGGGAAGGGGAAGGGGAAACUUGACAAUAAUGCCUUGAUCCUACACUGCUUUUUUGGUAAUAGGAGAGCUCAGCUCAGCUCACAAGUCACCAGCUCCUCCCUCCCUCUUUCUCUUCUGCCAGCAGCUGCAAUCAAUAGCCGCAAACUAUGUAUUGAAGCUCUCCCACUCUCUGAGAUUGAGCUUCAUGCCACUAUCGCUCAGAAGAAACGUCAGCUGAACGCGUAAGUACAACCAGCGAGCGAGCGGGUGGGCAGGGGAGAAGGUUCGAGAUUGAGGUGCAUGAAUGCUGCAAGCCUGCAUAUAUUUCAUCUACAUAGCCUUAACUGGCCGGAAUUCUAGCCAUAUAUACUUGAGCAGUCUGCCACCACAAAAGCCAAUCUACUCCGUCACACCCGAUCUUCAAAAUGAGCGCUUCCGAGUCCAGCACCUUACAGCCCAAUACUCCUGUUCCUGCAAUCGAAACUCCGACGAAUGCGCCCAAAGUCCCUGUUCUUGGUGAGGGGUUCCAGGAAACUCCAAAGGAUGCAGUCCCAAAGACUGCAGAUAGCAGUGAUGCGGAACAGGAGGCUAUAGAGACUACGGGCGAAGAAGCGAAGACUGGAAAGCGACGAUUGUUCGGGUUUGGGAAGAAGAAGGGGGAUGAGAAGACUAAAGUGAAGGAUAAGGGAGAAACAGCAGCGUCUGCAGCCACAAUCCAUGCGACGACAAAUAUUGUACAACCCAUUGCGAGGAGACCUCCAAUUCAGAAUACUUCUCCUCCGCGAUCCAAUCCGAACCAUCCUUACCAAUUGCCAGCUUCACCUCACAGAAACCUUUUCUCCUCCUCGCCGAGAGUGGUGUCACCUGCGGGGUCACAGAUAUUCGAGCGCGAUGUUCAGGAGAGCACUCUCCCUGUCCCCAAUUCCCCAGCAAUACCUUCACACAUUCAGACGGAGAAUCACAUUCCACCAGUUUUGGAUGCAUCCUCGGAGGCAAUUACAAACAGUACAAUUGAUCCAGAUACGGUUGAAAUAGUGAUGCAUUCAUCCCAUCAGCCAGCAGCCAUGAACGUGACAGGGGUGGGGAACUUGGAACCAACAGCAGCAUAUGGAACAUGGGCAGACGAUCUGGUUGCCCACCCAGACAAGGACGACGCUGCCUCUAACUAUGGAGCUUUGGAUAGCACAGAUGUUCGUAGACUCUCAUUCAUAUCAUUUUCCGAUAUCGUACAGUCAGAACAUGCAGAGCACGCAGGCAGCAGGGACUCGAUUUACGUGGCGGGGUUGAGCUCUUUGUCAUCAGGCCACAACAGAUCACCAUCUCCAAUCCGGUCUCCAGUCUCAUCACAAGGCUUCAGCGCCUCUCCUCCAACAAGCAAAUCAGCAUCGGUAAAAGGCGUCGAUAUGUCACCAAAAGGGAGACCUCUAGGCAGUCCAAUCUCCACACAUGCUCCUGUGACGACCGGGGAAUUGACGAUAGAGACCAUGACCCAGGCCUUGAGACGGACAGGGAGCGGAGAUCUAAGUGGCGUGCGGAGUCAGCCUCUGAGUCCAUCGAGUCCAGACGGCCUGUCUGACAGAUCUUUCAAGUAAUGAAGAAAAUAGAAGUAGGGAUUGUGUUUGGGGGGUG